GCUGACCUGUUCACACACAAAAAAGUUUACAUCAAAAUUAAUGUAGCAUUACAUGUAUAUGCAAUGGAAAAUGAACUGCACUAAGAUUAAAUAGUGUUUAAUGGGAAAGUGAUGCAGGGAUAAGGUGUUGGAUUUUUGUUUAAAAUACCCUUGUUUGAGGGUAAAACAUAAAACACUUAUGAUUAGAAACCAUGAUAAAAUUGUAAUGAGAAUAUUUUGAUUUACUGAGGGASGGAAAUUGAAGAACACAGAGAAAAUGCCUCAAAGCAUAUCAGAGGAGAACCAAUAAGUAACUGUACACACAUUGCAUGAUGGCAUACAUGAAGUACUUACCCAACUUUGCAUCGACUUUGAUGAAAAUUGACAGGCGUUUCUCACAAGUCGAGAAAGACUAAGACUAGAAAGAUGACACUCAUGUAACGCAAUAUUCCUGUCACGCAUGAGUAAAAAUGGAGCGAUCUGUGGAAAUUACCAAGAAGAUCUUUGAUCUUUAUCGUAAAUAUGGUCGUGAGAAUUAUAUAGGAGAGGAAGUAACCCAGAUAGAGCAUAUGACACAGUGUGCAAUGUUAGCRGAAAAGGAAGGAUUCCCCGAUGAUGUGAUUCUGGGGGUUUUCUUCCACGACAUUGGACAUUUAAUUGGCAUGGAACAAAGUCUUCCAAGGAUGGGUAAUCUAGGGACCCAGAACCACGAUGAAGUUGGCGAGAAGCACCUCAAAGAUCAGGGGUUUCAGGAAUCUGUGACGAAGAUGRUGUGGGGUCAUGUGCAAGCUAAACGAUACUUGGUCUAUAAGUAUGACGACUAUUAUGAUAAGCUGUCUGAUGCAAGCAAGRGAACUCUUGUUUAUCAAGGAGGUCCAAUGACACCAGAAGAAGCUGAAGAAUUUGAAAGACUUCCUGUCUUCAAGGCACUUCUUAGAAUGAGGUACUGGGACGAUGAAGCAAAAGUGAAAGAUCUUCCAAUAGAACCRAUUGAAAAAUAUGAACAAAUGUGCAUUAGAUAUUUGAAUACAUGCAUGAGCAAGUGAUACAUAUAAAUGAACAAUGACAGUUGCAUGAUUUYAUUAUUUAUGAAUGGAUGGAUAAAUAUUAAUAAAUGAGAAUGAAUGAAUGAUGAUUGGAGUGUGACACACAAAGUUUGAUGUAUCCUUYGCUGACUAGCAUUUCAACGACUGUCAUUCAAAGAACAGUCUGCAAUUAGGCUGCGUUCAUAAUGUAUGGCAGA
This is a messenger RNA of Actinia tenebrosa (Australian red waratah sea anemone), 1222 nucleotides long. RefSeq lists its product as uncharacterized. NCBI's taxonomy places the organism in Eukaryota, Metazoa, Cnidaria, Anthozoa, Actiniaria, Actiniidae. The record is from RefSeq and is a predicted model, not a curated record.